AUGGGAAAUGAAACCGGCGAGGACUCGAGCGAUGAUGAGCUAGAGACGUUGCUUGGUAGGAGUUGCAAUAGAACUGUGGAGCAGACAAUUACGCGAAAGAGCUUACCACAGCAAAGGGAUCUUUUGGGGCGAGUUCUUCCAAACCAAAAACCAUAUUAUGAAGAAAUCCAUACCAAGGUUAGUUUUGGACCCACUCACCACGACCUGAACACCGGCAAUUUAGGCACUUAUAUCUACCCUACAAAUUACGAGGUCCGUGAGUAUCAGUUCCAGAUCGUCAAAAAAGCACUGUACGAAAACCUUAUAUGCGCUAUCCCUACAGGUACUGGUAAGACCUUUAUAGCCAGCACAGUAAUGCUGAACUUUUACAGAUGGACGAAGAAUGCGAAGAUCAUCUUCACAGCCCCGACACGACCGCUAGUUGCACAACAAAUCAAGGCGUGUCUGGGGGUCACGGGAAUUCCACACGAUGAUACGGCAAUCCUUCUAGACAAGUCUCGGAAAAACAGAGGUGAUAUUUGGUCCUCCAAAAGGGUCUUUUUCACUACGCCCCAGGUUGUUGAAAAUGAUCUAAAGAGAGGCGUUUUGAAUCCUAAAGAUGUCGCCUGUCUGGUUAUAGACGAAGCGCAUAGGGCUAGGGGGGCUUACUCUUAUGUUGAACUCAGCAAAUUUAUGGAUCGGUUCAACACAUCUUAUAGAAUUCUCGCUCUUACAGCGACUCCAGCGACUGACCUUGAAGGUGUUCAGGAAGUGGUAAACAAUCUGAAUAUUUCGCGCAUCGAGCUCCGAACUGAGGAGGAUGCAGACGUUGCAAGGUACAUGAAGGUGCGCGACAAAGAACAAGUUGAAGUGGGCUUGCUGCCCGAGAUUGAAGAUAUAAUAGAACAGUUGGGAAUAGCUGUUACGCCUGUUCUUAAGGAGGCUGUGGAACUUGGGAUAUAUGAUGACUGCCCUCCGUCACAGAUAAAUGCGUUCGUUGCCCUUCAAAAGAGUCAAAAGAUAAUUGCUAACCCUACAAUACCUGAAGGCGUAAAAUGGAAAAACUUCUUUAUUCUACAGCUUUUGGGCAAUGUCGGGCAUAUGCUCAGAAGAUUGAAAAUAUACGGGAUACGAUGUUUCUACACCUAUUUUGAAAACAAAUACAAAGAAUUUACCACGAAAUAUGGAAUGGGGAAAUCUACAAAUAAAACGGCAGCUUCAUUCUUCUACAGUCCGAUUUUGAAGAGAAUGAUGGAAAGCUGUCAAAAGCUUUUGCAAGAUCCUGGUUUUUUGGGGCAUGAGAAACUGCACCGCGCCAGGGAAGAGCUUAUUGAGUUUUUUCAAGACUGUCAACCUACUUCUCGAGUUAUCAUUUUCACAGAGCUUCGGGAAUCUGCUUUAGAAAUUGUGAAGUGCAUCGACAUGCUGGGCACAAGCACUUUACGCCCUCACAUAUUUAUCGGGCAGGCCCGAGGUAAAGAGGGGUUUGAUGAUGGAGAAUACGCUAUGAAACAUAAGCCGAAAGGAAGAAAAAAGGCAGACAGACUAAAGCGUUUGGAGCAAGAGCAACUUCUUGAAGAGGAAAAGAAGAAGGAAAAAGAGCGCAAGCGACUUGAUAGGGCCGCAAGCAGAACCGGUACAUCUGAGGAGGCACAAGUUUCUGGAAUGAACCAAAAGCAACAGAAAGAGGUCCUUCGUAAGUUCAAGGAUGGUACUUACAACAUACUUGUUUGCACAUCCAUUGGUGAAGAAGGCUUGGACAUCGGCGAAGUUGAUCUCAUAAUAUGUUAUGAUGCAACGAGCAGCCCUAUAAAGAAUAUACAACGAAUGGGCCGUACGGGCAGAAAGAGGGAUGGUAAGAUUGUACUAUUACUUAGCGGGAACGAAAGUAAGAAGUUUGCUCAGGCCAUGGAAGAUUACUCAGAGCUGCAAAGAAUAGUGAGCCGCGACACUCUUGAGUAUCGGCAGUCAGACAGAAUUAUCCCCAAAGAAAUUGAACCCGUUUGCGAGAAGAAGUUCAUCAUGAUAGGCGAGGAGGGUGAUGAGCUUAAUAAUAUUGAUGACUCUGAUGACGUUAUUCGAUUUGCUACUCAGGCCAUGCUUGGAAAGCUCAAGUCGAAAAAGGACAAAAAACCGAAGAAAGGGAAAGCUGGCAAAAGAGAGAAGCAGGCAGGCAAGACUUUUUUUAUGCCUGAUAACGUCGAUGCAGGUAUUGUCUCUGCUAGCACUAUGGUUAACAAAUUCUCAAUCGACUCAGCAGGGAACAAAGUUGAAGUCUUGAAGAAGGAGCCGCAAACUGAUUUAAGGUUUCCGGUGCUUGAUGAUAUAGCUCUUGACUCAUCUGAAUCUUCCCCUGUCAAAUCAGAAGUUGGUUUAUCAAGCCAACAGCUUUCUUCAAUGCAAGUGAGCUCUCUUUUAACUCGCUAUAAAAAUACUGCAGACACCGAUAUUACCUCAGGUUUCCCAGAAUCUCCUCCUUCUUUGCAGAAGAGACCUCUUGAGUCUACGACACCGGCUAGUUCAUCUGAUGAGGGCCUUCCUCCCGUUAAGGCUGCUAAAACACGCCUGCCAUCAUUCUCUGAUGAAGGGGCAUAUGACUCUCAGAUUCCGCUAACUGCCAAAAGUCAGGAAAGUGCAGUUGAUGCCGAAGAGCGCGUGCAUAAAAACAGAUUUAACAAGCUGGACGGACUUCUAAGUUCACAAGAAAGAAGAUAUUUUGAGGAAAAUUACUCGGCGCUGUGCGGGGUCUGUAUAGAGCCCACUCCCCACUUUCAUGAGCACACUAGGAUUGGUCUGGUGCCGCAUUCAGACAAAGCGGAUCGCCUUAUUAGAACCUUCCAAAAUAUGAACGCAAACACAAAAGACAGUAUAGCUGACAUGAGCAGGCAUAAAGCAUACGCUUCCAGACUUGAACAGGCAGCUGGCAAAGACAUUAGGGAGACUACAUCUCUAGGUUCACCUUCGAUCAUUGUACAAGAUGAUGAGAUACAACAUGUUAUCGAAAAACCCCGGGAUUCCAGCGACGUGCCUAAAGUUUCGCAAAAUCGAUAUCCCGGGGCAGAUGCUGACCUCGCCGAUCUGCUGGAUUCAGAUUUCUCUGACAUAUAG
Molecule: messenger RNA, 3087 nt
Organism: Lachancea thermotolerans CBS 6340
Lineage: Eukaryota; Fungi; Ascomycota; Saccharomycetes; Saccharomycetales; Saccharomycetaceae
Gene: MPH1
Product: 3'-5' DNA helicase
Exons: 1
Coding region: 1-3087 (1028 amino acids)
Biological process (GO): replication fork reversal; interstrand cross-link repair; double-strand break repair via synthesis-dependent strand annealing
Molecular function (GO): ATP binding; four-way junction helicase activity; 3'-5' DNA helicase activity
Source: RefSeq, a predicted model, not a curated record